Molecule: messenger RNA, 522 nt
Organism: Nannizzia gypsea CBS 118893
Lineage: Eukaryota; Fungi; Ascomycota; Eurotiomycetes; Onygenales; Arthrodermataceae
Exons: 1
Coding region: 1-522 (173 amino acids)
Biological process (GO): mitotic sister chromatid cohesion
Cellular component (GO): Ctf18 RFC-like complex
Source: RefSeq, a predicted model, not a curated record
AUGCCCACAGUUCCACUCCAUGUAUCUCUGCCUAGAGGCAGUAAUGGGUGCUUUUCGGAAGCAGUUACCAACGCCCUACCCCAACUGCUCCAAACACCCUCCGGUUUAGCCAUACUAGAGCUCCAAGGAACCAUAAAUCUCCCAGAAAACGAUGAUCGCGCGGUGCAAGAUAUUAUACCCGAUGCCUCGCAGCAUACACGCAAUGUUGAGACACCGAUUGGCCGGAUCAUAUUUGCGGACUAUGACCCAUCUGCUGACCCAUCGGACAGAGGCUGGAUGAAGCGCGUGUAUCUGACUGUUGGGCAACAUCAACGGCUGACAGGCGAAGUUAAGAAACUACCCAAGCCUAUAGCGGUCAUUCAAAGGCGAAAAGUAACAUCCCCCGAUGCUAUGAAUUCAGAAUCUGUGGCGAAGGAUGGAUUUAUCCCACCCUCCCCGGAUCAGCUAGAGAUCGUGGAGAUAAUUAAAUACAAGAUAAUGUUUUCCUCGCGCCCUGAGCCUAUCACCAACGAAGGGUUUUAA